Messenger RNA from Struthio camelus australis, 8816 nucleotides. The record is from RefSeq and is a predicted model, not a curated record. Lineage: Eukaryota; Metazoa; Chordata; Aves; Struthioniformes; Struthionidae.
AUGAUGAAUGGAUACAACUUUGAAGUUAUAAUCAUAGAUGAUGGAAGCCCUGAUGGGACACAGGAAGUUGCUGAACAAUUGGUCAAGAUAUAUGGACCAGAUAAAAUACUUCUAAGACCCCGAGCAAAAAAGCUGGGCCUGGGCACUGCUUAUAUUCAUGGAAUGAAGCACGCCACUGGGAAUUUUAUUGUUAUUAUGGAUGCUGAUCUUUCUCACCAUCCAAAAUUUAUUGCAGAGUUUAUCAGAAAGCAGAAAGAAGGCAAUUUUGAUAUUGUAUCUGGAACAAGAUAUAAAGGAAAUGGAGGAGUGUAUGGCUGGGAUUUGAAAAGAAAAUUAAUCAGUCGUGGUGCCAAUUUUAUAACUCAAGUUUUGCUGAGACCAGGUGCAUCAGACUUAACUGGGAGUUUCAGGUUAUACAGAAAAGAAGUCUUACAGAAACUAAUGGAAAAAUGUGUUUCUAAAGGAUACGUCUUCCAGAUGGAGAUGAUUGUUCGGGCUAGACAGUUAGGAUAUACUAUUGGAGAGGUUCCUAUUUCAUUUGUGGACCGUGUCUAUGGAGAAUCUAAACUGGGAGGCAAUGAAAUAGUCUCCUUCUUAAAGGGACUCUUGACCUUGUUUGCUACAACAUGAAAGUUUAUCCUAAAUUAACUUUUUUUAAAAAAAUUUUUUUCUAAGGUCUGUGUAGUUUUUAAUAUACUGUAGCAGAAGUUUGAUAAUUUGCCUGGUUACCAGAAGACUCGCUGCAAACUAACAAUUAAACGGAUCAACAAUAAUAGAGCAAAUAUAUUGUAUCACAGAGUACUCCUUUCAAAGUAAAUGAACUGUAUGUUAAACUAGUCAAAAUAAAGACUAACACUCUAUGCUAUAUUUGUUUAAAAAAAAAAGUCUUAAUAAAGAACACAUAUAGACCUAAAUGAUCUUUUGCAUUUUAGAAAUGAAUCAGCAGAAGUUAAAGAUAAUUUUGAAAUAAAGGAAAGCAAGGACAAAAAAAAAUAGAACUAGUCUUAUCUUUGUACUGUGGUUUGCAGAUAGGAUUUUCAGUAAGUAUAUAACAGUUAGUUCCCUGAACAAAUAUAUGUAUGUAUCUUAAUGCAUAUAUAAAACACAGAAAUAUUUCUACAAAAAUGAUAAAAGCUUAUGUAGUUUAAGAGCAGUACCGAUGAGUACAAUGAUUUAUUCUUUGCUCCUAGACUAGAAAGAUGUAAUAUUCUUUUUUUAAAGAAACAGAUACACAUGUGGAAUAAUUCUGUGGAGGGGUUUUGUGACGGAUGAUUUUCUUUUCCUACUUUCUUUAGAAUCUAAAAAUAUUUAGAAUAUAUAAAACGGGAGGAUAACAUCCCAGCCAACUUCAGCAUGAUAAAAGGCCCAAUUCACCUCUCUCCAAAGACAUCUAAGACAUUUAACUUCAUGUCAAAUACGUAGUUUACUAUGUAAAAUCUAUAUUUGUUCUUGAUCCUGAGGAAAGAAACAUGAACAGUGUAAUGCUGUUUUUUGUCUGUUUGAUAUUAUCAGUCAGAACUUGGAAAUUAUGAAAACCUUGCAAUCAAAUAAGCAUUUGGGAGGAGGGGAAGGAAGCAGAAGGAUAUAAUUAUCCUGAUAAUGGCUAUGAAAUGAGGAUUUCAUCCUCAUUUUUGAGCAGAGAGGAAGAAAAGUUCUGUGAAUACCUAUAUCUCAGAAAACUAAUGUUGGGAGAGGAGAAACAAUAAAUAUAUUAAACAAAAAUUAACUCUACUCGGCUUUUAAUUGUUUGCACUACUUUUAGUACACUAGAGAUGUUUUUUAAUAUUACAAUAAUCUAGAAAAGCUGUUGAUAAAAUCUAAAUUCAUAUUUCAGCUAGUUAUUCUCAAAAAUGUGUCCAUGUCAGUGACAAAAAAAAAAAAAAAAUAGAGCUUUAAAACAAAAUCCUACUGUCUAGUGGGCUAUUUUAAUUAGGGAUAUUUGCAUUGUUUUUUAGAGAAGCGUACAGAAUCUGAUAUACUUUUCUCCUUUUCUUAGUACUUAAGAGUAUUUAAUUUGCUUAAAAAUAAAAACAAUGUAGCUUUAGGUUUUGAAUCUACCUGUAACUGGAUUACAGAGACUUAACCGUACAUUUUGUGACAUUUGUCUGUACUUUUCCAGCAAAUUAUGUUCAUCUCUUCAGCCUGCACCAAAUUAAAUUAUAAUCUGAUCUAAUAAUGUAUACAGAAAUAAAUCUCUGAGUCUACACACCCACUGAAAUCUCCAGUGAAUAGGUUUCAUCUAUUUAUGAUGAAACCUAUUCACCAUAAAUAGAUGGGAGGAUUCAUGGCUAAAAUCAACAUUUUAAGUUGAAAAUAGGUACAACGCUUUUAAUUACCAAUUAAUGAAGUUUUCUAAAGUUUAUUCAAAUUUUCAUACUGCUGAAAACCAUUUGCUAGAAUACAUAACGAGCCUCAACAAGAUCACAUUUUUCUCAGACUUUUAUUUGACGCUGUCCAUUAUUUAUUCAUGAUCUAACUGCUGCAUGUUAGGGUUUAGCUUUCAGAAGUUGUACACGUCUAGGUUGGUUUGUGUGGUUUUUUUUUCUUUUACAGUUUUCCUGUGGAAAUUAUCUAGUAAGUUUCCUUCACUUACGAGCUUGUCUAUGGACAUAAGAUGCUUUUACAUGUACUACAGUACUACAUGUACUACAGUACUUGCCCUAUUUUGCGUGCUCCGGUAUGAUCAUGUUUGAAGCAUGACAGGGCUAUAUUCAGUUUUAGAUAGAUAGAUCAUGUUUCUUACUAAUGCUUAAAUGUAAUGGUAUUUAAGUUAUCAGUAAAAAAAAAUGUAUAAAAGAAACUAUAGCUAUAAAGAAACUAAAAUAAAUGCUUCAUGGCAUCAGGAUGCAUGCAGAAAGAGGCAUUCUACAGUACUUCUUGAAAUAAGCCAAAAAUCACAAGAGAGAAACUGAUUUCAAUAGCCUACCCAAGCUACCUGUAGAAAGCACUGCUGAAAGGAACUAGUAUGGAUCAAGUGGAAAGCAGCAGAGUUAAAAGGGUCAUUGCUGGCUUGCUGGUCGCAGAGUAGCUGCACAGGCGUUCCCUGACGUAGCACGCAAGUUCCAUCCCUAGUUCUAACAGCGGAGACCUACACAAAACGUGUUUCACCAGACUUGGUGAACCGAGUGAAUCUCACUACUGUUCACCAGGAUAGUCGUUUUAGUUCUACUGAGGUAGUUGAGCUGUGAAGUUCAUGAACAAACACCUUUUUUGAAGCCAUCAGAUUACAUCAUCAACAUGCACUUUAGAAUGAAUAGACGCUCAGCUCUUUUGAAGAAUUAUUGCAAUUAAAUCUUAGUAAUUAAAGAUUUAUUUUUGAGGCCCUGCUGCUAAAUCUUGGAAAGUGAGAAGGGCCAAAGAGCUUGCAUGACAUAAACAAACCCAGCUGCUUUUAUUUAAAUAGUAAUCACUUGUACCCUUUCUUGUUUCUUCGUGACAUAUGAAAAAGGUCUUUAAUGUUGAAGAAUGUUAUUUAAACUAUUUUUCAAAUUUUUUACACUAAGAGUAUGUCCUGUUUAGCCCAAAGAAGAGUAUGAAAAAAAAUUAACCGCAAGAAAAUUCGAGAAAUAAAAAUUGAGCAAGUAAGGUAAAAUCAUUUUUGUUUGGGGUUUUGUGUAUACUAAGAUAUUUCUAGGUAACUUCCAUUUAUUUAAAAAUCUCUUUCGCAAAUAUGACAUUGCUGCGCUAGAAAUGUAUUGUGCGCUCACAGUAUAUAUCCUUGAAACCAUCUGUUUUUUUCUUCCAAAAAGACUGUUUAUAUUCUUCAAAAAAAUAUUAUUGGGCUGCAGAUAACAUGGUGGGUGUUGAGCACGAUUUCAGAAGUUCCUUUUCAGCAAGUUUUAAAAGCUUGAGCUUCAGAAGAAGUAGUUCCUAUUUGCAUAUUGACCCCCCGCAAAUAAUGUGUAAAGUGGAGACUCAUAAAAUAGCCUGCUGUGAAUGUAGAGUAAAACCUAGAAUCUCUGCUCCCAAACUGGCCCUCACCUUCAUUCUUUCCCGUGUCUCAGACUGCAGUGCUUUCUUUCCAGUGAGUUUCUCCACGAGAGUGACUAAAAAUAUCUGUGGUUCUAAUGUAUUCCCUGUAUUUGAGAAUUUAGAUCCUGCACUACAGAGCCUCACCAGCACUCAAACGAUGUGUUCUCUGCAUAGGAAAUCCUUGCAAAAACAAGCUCAGAACUGAAAUUUCUCUCUGACCCUUUCUCUUGCAUGCAUGGCUCUGAUAGUUCAUAAAAAAAUACUGUAAUAUUUGUAACCAGCGGUCAGAGCUCUAAUAGACGUGCUUCUUUCGAUAAAGUUAGUAUCUUUUACCAAGUAAUGGGAUGAAAUAGCCUUUAUUAAGUGCUAUUUAAACUAUUUUUGAGGUUUUGUUUAUUAACAUAAACUCUCUUUUAUUAACAUAAACUCUCAGCUUCUUUUAAACAAGCCUCUUUGUAUUUGAAGACCAACUGUAUAAACUCUUAGCACAAAACUGAAAUGUUAAAGGAAUAUGUAUUGUAAGGAAAGAAUGGCUUAUAAUGGAAGAAGGAAGUUAUGUAAGAAUGGCCAUACUGUCUCUUACAGUGCUCAACAACAGAUGCAGAACGAAAGCAAGUAAGAAACAGGCCUAGUAUGAUCUUUCCUCAAAUAUACCAACAGUCAGCAAGAGCCAGGCAUCAAGAAGGUCUGGACCUCUUAAUGGCUUCUGGUAUUCCUGCUUCUAAGGAUUUGUCUGAUUGCUUUUUGAGCCCAUUUAUAGUUUUGGCCUCUACAACAUCCGGUGGCAAUGAGUUCAACAAUUUAACAUAUGUAUUAUGUGAAGGUUUUUUUGGUUGUUUAUUUUAAACCUAUUGUCUAUAAAGUUCCCUACUUGUUUGCCAUUUCCCUUUUCCUAUAUAUUAUUUUUUAAGACCCAGCUUAUCCCCUCAUCAUACUCAGUCCUGUUUUUCUAAUUUCCUCAGACAGAAGCCACCCCAUACCUUGCUGUUCUUAAAAUGUCAAUAGCAGAAUACAGUUCUGCUAUAUUCUUUAGCGAUCAAGUGCCUAGAACUCCAUACGAUAUCUUAAAUAUUGGUGCAGUAGGGAUUUAUACAGCGACAGUUUAGUUUUCAGUUCCCUUCUUAAUUCCAUUGCAAUAUUCCAUUUGCCUUUUUUUCGCCACCACAAAACACUGAAUUGAUAUUUACAGGGAAGUUUACAUUUUAUGUCCUUGGUUUUACAGUUCCACAUACAUCAGCUUUACUAAAUUAUAUCCAUAUUCAUUUCCAAUGAAUGCACAAAUACUCUGCUAAUGCAUUAUGCUUUCUCUAUUAUAAUUUCUUAGGAAUCUGUGCCUGCAAGCACUCAGUCGUUUGGCAAGAACAGGAGCUUUAAUUCCUUCCUGGCUUAAAUCAGAAUAUAUCAUAGAUAUGUUUGGUUGGGCACGCUUAAUGAAGAAAGGGAAGAAGGUAGCUCGUAUUUUGCACCAGUAACAUUCACUUUCCCCUGAAAAACAAACUGAUUACCUCCACUGGCAGACAGACAAGGCUCCGGGAAGGAGCGCUCCUGUUCUUUAACUGUGGCCAAGAGCUUCAGUGUGAUGGGGGAAAAGACUUAGGCAGCAGGCUUAGUUGUGGAUUUGAAUCCAUUGGAAAGGCCAAAGCACGUGCUAAACUUCAGGCAUGUAGUCCCAACAAACUUGAAGUUACAGAAGUAUGGUUUGUAGAGUUAAGCAUGGGGUUUUGUAUAACAUACCAAAGAUUAUCCUUGACCUAAGUGAAGUGCUUGCGCUCUGUGUAGUUUUUGAGUAAUUCUGAACAUGCAUCCCUAGUCAGAUCUGUGCUGAGUAACUCAGCACUGGCCAUGGAGCACGAAGCCUUUUACCAGGCAUUCUGAAAGCCCCAGCUGUGAGAUGAAAGAUGUUAUUGGGGGCUGCUGAAGUUGAUACUGCCUCUUGUCUCAGGACUUACCACCUGACCAACCAUACCACAUGGCAGCUGGACUGUGAGUAGCUGUGGUCACCUCGCACCCCUGACACCUUCCAAAGCCCUGCAUUUACGUAAAAUGGAUCCAUACCCUGAGGUAUGGAUUUUGCCACUCUCAGUCAUACGAAGCUUUUGGUAAAUAACUCACAAGGUCAAGCAGUUUAACCCCUCUGACCUAGAUCAUUAUGAUACCGAAGCUAGGAUAGCCAUUUCAGACAACCAAGGCCAUGUGAUGCAGUUUCCCUGUUAACAUAUCCAGUUGAAGUGACUGAAUGUGAAAUCAGCACCAAAAUGAGAUUUGAAGGAUCUCUGUUUUGGGUCUUGGGGGUGGAGAGUUGGCUCCAGUUUUGUUUUGUUUUGUUUUUUAAAUAAAGACCUACAAACAUCCAACUACUUCUAGAUGCCGCAAAAAAGAAAUGUUCUUUUACUCCAUCUGCUGGCUUUGCAAAUCUUUUUUCAGCUGACAACUGACGUUGCCAUUUUAAGUUGUUUAGAAAAUAAAUUCUUAACAUCUGUUCAAAACAUAGGGUAACAAACCCCAUUAGAUAAAGAUAAUAUUGUUUGUUGCAAGGCUUCAAAAUCCUACCAGAAUGAUUCUUAGCAUUAUUUUAUGUCUUGAGUCUUCCUUGCGAUAGACUAUUUCUACAGGGGAUAUCCUUUUAAGUGUAUGGUUUAAAAAAAGAGUUAUUCCACCUCUUUCUUGACUUUCUCUUCAUAAGUCUGUGUCAAUGCUGAUCUUGUGAUUUAUAUCCUUGAAUUAAAAAUAUAAAACACAUGGGGGUGCCUGCAAUAAAGAUAUGUCUACUUGCCAAUAUAAUAAUAAUAUAAUAUCUUGCAAUGGACUGUGUGGAAGGCCAACUGCAAGGCUGCACAGCCUUCUGCGUUACAACAAUAAAAAACAGUGAUGGCUAAUCAAUAAUAUUUAGUUAUGGGUCUGUCAAGAUUGCUAGCGUAAGUAUGGCUUGAAAUCUUGGCACAGUUGAAUUAAAUGACAGAUUACCUACUGUUCAAUACACAGAAGAUUUCGGCAACAGCUUUAAUGUGGUUUGCAUUCCAGAGUUGUCGGCAAAUUUUUACAUUAGGAUCAAUAUGAACAGGGUAUAUGCAAAGAAGAGGAUUGCUUAUCAAACUUGAUCUUUGUUUUAUGUCGUAUUACCUCUAAGGUACUAUGCUGUAGGAGACUUGGCUAGAGAAGGUAAUCGUCGAACUUCUGUAAAGCACGGUAACUUUUUGAGCUUCAUUUCCUCCUCUCUGUCCCUGCCACAUUUUACCUUUUCUUUCAAGUAUGGUAGCUGCUUAUAACCUCUUGCAGAUUGUGAUUGUUACUGUUCAGAAGGAAGUAUGUUAGGACUGGAGACAGGGAAACUGAAUUGCAACUAUUAAUCCAAAGUGAGAUCUGAAACCUCAGCCUCUGAGAGAGGGAUUUCAACAAAGCAGCAGUGGGCAAAGAUAGUAAAAUUGAAGCUUUUCCCUGCUAGGCUAGUUGCACUGACUGUUCAACAGAAAUGUAUAUUAAUUGUCAUCCUAAAAACUCAUGUUUGGCUCACAAACUUUUCUCCUGCUUUGACUUUUUGCAAGCAUGUCACACCUCUACGAGGUAGACAAAAUCACACUUGAGAACUUUAUGUUCUCCGGGAAGUUCAAAAGAGUGAAUCUGGGCACUAGGCGAUACUUUUCCCUUUUUUUAAUAACACGAAAUAUUUCGACUGAGCUCCUAUUGUCACUGCUUGCAAAUGCUCUGGGUCCCGCUGGCCCACUGCUUCUGUGCAACAAGCAGGGGAAUAUCCAGGAAGAAAAUAACCAAACUUACCUUAGCAUAUGUUGUACUUCAUGUCAGGACUAAAAUGUGGUCAUUUUCCAUCCAGCUUUCCAUUCGGCGUGCUCUUGCAAAGGAGGCAAAUGACAGUCUUUUUGAUGGGCUGAUCCUGUCAAAAUAAUUAUAUUACCGAUUUGGCAUUAUGGCUUCAAUGUAGGGGAGGUAGAAAAAGAAAAGCUGUUUGUCUGAAAAUGGUCAAUUAUUGAAAUACUUAAAGUAGACCUUAGGCAAUUUUUUAAUUAGGCUUUUUAAUCAAUGUCUUUCAUUAAGUAAAUCCACAAUGUGAAUGGAAUGUUUCAGAAAGUGUUGACAACAUGGAAAACUUCAAUCCUAUCCACAAAAGGAAUACAGUUUGUCACAGCAGCACAGCAGCACCUCCAAAGGACGUGGUACUUGACUGACCCGCUUCUAAGUGGAAUUUAAGUGUUAGCUAUGACAGAUGAACUUCUAACUGGCCUAAGGGAUCAACCCUUCCUCCCAAGUUAUCCGAACAGCUAAGCAAAUCUAUCUUAAGCAGCUCUAAGCACAGACCAGCUCAAUCUGAGUAUAUUUUUUUUCUUAGAAAACAAGAGGAAAAGAAAGCGAGUACUCUGUGUGAAGGGAUAUGUCUUCCCUACUUUCAUCUUGAUACAGACUGAAUUUGGUUCUUUCCUGGUGGCUUUUGCCAAAGUCAUCUUCCUUCACGGAAGGAGUUCUGGGAUGGCUGACAGAUGAUCAAGUGUCUAAGUGACAAAGCAGCUGGAUAGCUUAUUGGGUUCCUGUGAGACUAGUGAUCUUAAGGCUGCCAAGGAUUAACAUAAUAGCAUUUAUUAUAUAGGUGCUUAGGGCCAUUGAUAGUUUUCUUCCUUAUUUUGCAUCUGAAUGAAAAACAAAUACAGUGUUCUUGUUAAACUAGUACAACUGUGAACGUGCACACAAUUUUGACCUAAAUCUGUAGCACAACAGACCUUCAAUUACACCCAUGCAACUUGGGCAGGCUGACUGUCUCCCCUCUGCUGUUAAGCUUCCAGUCUCUUGCAAUGCUGUGAUUUUACUGAUUUUCUGGUUGUCAUAGUCUGUCAUGA